AUGGCGCCGGGGAUAGACAUUUUAGUCAAUUGUGCGGGCGGAGUUGGGGCAACUGCGUUCAUAGAGGCAGUAAAGAAAGCUACCCGUUAUUGGUGGGAAUUCACCGAGCUUGUUGAAAAUCUGGGUGGUGAAAUAGAAUUGUUAGAAUCAGUAUGUGGAAGCAUGGAAGUCCAAGUUAUAAACGCCGGAGCUAAUAGUCGAGUUCCUGGAGAAGACAUUGUGCUGCAGUUGAAGAACGCAGCAACUCUCUUAAAGAAGGCAAAGGAUCAAGAAAUGAAAGCAAAAGCAAGCUCUGAUUGUUGCAAUGGGGCUUUCCCUAACUUGAUAUGUCGUUGUAUUGUAGGCAGGAAGACGGAAAAGAUGACGAACAAGAUGAAGGAACUCAAAGAUUACUUGCAACAAAAGCUAGAUUUUGCACACCGAUCGUCGCUUCGAGCGAUGUCCCUUCCUCAAGAUUUCAUUUUCUUUGAUUCCAUUGAAAAGGCGCGUGACGAAAUCAUAACGGCACUGAAAGAUGAUACGAAGUUGAAGAUCGGGCUUUUUGGGAUGGGGGGUUGUGGUAAAUCCUCCAUGUUAAAAAUAGUGCACAAGGAAGCGCAGGACAGAGAACUUUUUGAGAAGAUUGCCUUUGUUGAAGUGUCCGAUCCUCCAAAUAUCCUUGAUAUUCAACAAGCCAUUGCAAGCUGGAUCGAUUUGAAUUUUGAGACGGAGAUGGACAAACACGCCAGAGCUGCAAGACUGUCCAUGACACUUGAAAAGGAUAAAAGUUAUCUUAUAAUCCUGGAUAAUGUGUGGAGAAUGCUUAAAUUUGACGAGAUAGGUAUUCCUUCUCGUAAAAAUUGCAAGGUUCUCUUAAGUACACGGCAUAAGGACAAAUGUACCUUGAUGGAUUGUCAGAAAGUGAUUCCUGUGCCACAUUUAACAAAAGACGAAGCUUGGGAAUUAUUCCAACAGCGUGCUGGUGCAAUAACAGAAGAAGUGAAAAAUCAGGCAGAAGAGGUCAUUGUAGAUUACUGUCGAGGUUUACCUGUUGCCAUUAGAGCUGUGGCUAGUACUUUGAAAGGUAAAAGAGAUUAUGCAAUGAUGGAAGCGUUGACGCAGUUAAAACAUCAUACAUUAUGGGAUGCGAAUAGUGAAGAAGAGUACAAUCCCUACAAAUGUUUGAAAUUUAGUUUUGAAGAGUUAAAGAUAGAAAAAGAGAAAUCGCUUUACUUGUUAUGUGCUCUGUUCCCUAAUGAUGCAGAGCUUACUCUUGAAACUUUGAUCAGAUUUGCAUUUGGAUUGGGCAUAUUUCAAGAUGUUGACUCAUAUCAAAGUGCUAGGAGAACAAUACCUACAGUCAUUGAUAAAUUCAAGGACAGUUGUUUGUUGCUACAAGAAAAGGGACAACAUGUUAAACUGCAUGAUAUGUUUCGUGCUGUAGCUUUAUCAGAAGCAAAUGAAAAGACUCGAGUGCUUACGGAGCCUAGCCAGAAUCUAAAGGACCUAGAUGGGAAGCAAUAUUUCAAAGAAACAACAAGAUUAUACUAUCAUGGCACAUUUGACUUUCCCCAUCGACUAAACAGUCCUGAACUUGAGAUUCUAUAUAUGUCCAAUGAUAACGGAUAUUUAUCAAAAUUUCCAGCUACCCUUUUCGAAGAGAUUACAAAGCUCAAAGUGCUAGCCAUAAAGGAUACUUCUGGCUUCACAAGGCCAGCUCUGUUGUUUCCCCAAUCAUUUGAAAGACUAGAAGAGCUUCGAACUCUUUGCUUGAAUGGAUGGAGAAUAGACAACAUGUCAUGUUUUGAAAAACUAAAGAUGCUUCAUAGUAUGGAGCUAUCAUCUUGCGAAGUGAAGGAGCUGCCUGAAGCGACACUGAAGAAGUUAAAAUUGUUGGAAGUAUCAUGUUGCAUAAUAGGUGCUAAUCCUUACGAGGUGCUAGCAAGGUGUUCACAAUUGAAGGAACUGUAUUUUGUUAAAAAUUCCGUUCCAAACAUGGUGCCAAAUGAUCAAAAUGUUGCAACAUUUAUUCAGCAACUUGCCUCCUAUCAGGUAUUGCAGAGAAAGCAAUCCAAGGUCUAG
Messenger RNA from Neltuma alba, 2061 nucleotides. Its product is annotated as disease resistance protein At4g27190-like. Lineage: Eukaryota; Viridiplantae; Streptophyta; Magnoliopsida; Fabales; Fabaceae. Gene Ontology annotation, molecular function: ADP binding. The record is from RefSeq and is a predicted model, not a curated record. The coding region runs from base 1 to 2061 and encodes 686 amino acids. The transcript is spliced from 2 exons.